CCUGUAAGCUUUGUGUAAAUUACAUGACAAAUAUAUUUAUCUGAGCUGGCCUAACGGACAUAUUUAUACCAUUUAGGUAAUUUACAAUAAAGUGUUUUUAGCAAGAAUGACAAGAAAAGUGAAUCAAUCUACUGAUACUCUUGAUACUUCCGAUUAUGAAGAUGGAUCAGUUGAAAAGAGCGUUAAAAUAUUUGCCAAGAGAAUGCUAAAAACCACCCUGUUUGUGGGGACCUUUCAGGAAAAACGUUUUGUAGAAUCUUUAAAUGCCUAUAGGGAUGUUAUAAAGAUUAACGAUGAGGAAGAAAGGUUUAUAGAAAAUUUAAGGUCUGUAAAAAUUAAGGUUCAAACUUCAUUAACCAAAAAAUGGGUGGGCAUAACUAGUCCAACCACAGCAGGAGCCCCUGUAGGGCAUUGUCUCUGGGUUGAUCUUGGCAAGAAUAUUCUAGGAAAAUAUUGGUUUAAAGUAAAAACCGUUGAGCUUACUGAUAAUGAGUUCAGAUUAAAAUUGGAGAUUGUAAGACCUUACAAAGCUGAAUCUUUGUUUGGAGAUAGUUCUAUGGAAAUGGACAAUAUUGUUAAUUUUGAUUUUCAAAAAUAUUUAACUAGUAUCUGUGAUAACUUGAAACUUAACACAAAGUAUUUUCUUAUCCACAUUUUAACAUUACAAAAUAUUAAGGAGACAACAGUAUUUUUAAGUUUGUUAUUGGCAACUAUGGUCACUGCUUUAGUUCAAACAAUUAAAUAUUUAAUGGAAUAUUUUUUAAAACUAAUAAAGACCAUUUCUGAAUUUAUUAAGUCUGUCACUCCUAUUAUGAUAACAACAAUCAAGGUUUUGGGUGGAAUUGCAACCAGCAUAAUCAACUCUAUUACAGUUAUGUUCCAAGGAAAACCAAAUCUUGAUCGUAGAAACACAUAUCAACCUGCAUAUCCACAAAUUAAAGGCAGCUAUUACCAACAACGUGCUUUACCAUAUAAAUCAUCAGUGGUUAUAACGGAAAUAGAAGAAUGAUAUUGGGGGUUAAGUUAUUUUUACAAUGUUUUAAAAUUUAACAUUAUUUUUUUUAUUAACUUAAAUUAUU
This is a messenger RNA of Brassicogethes aeneus, 1079 nucleotides long. The record is from the annotation of a GenBank genome assembly. NCBI's taxonomy places the organism in Eukaryota, Metazoa, Arthropoda, Insecta, Coleoptera, Nitidulidae.